Molecule: messenger RNA, 1734 nt
Organism: Aspergillus calidoustus
Lineage: Eukaryota; Fungi; Ascomycota; Eurotiomycetes; Eurotiales; Aspergillaceae
Source: the annotation of a GenBank genome assembly
AUGGCAACUCUCACAAUGACCGCCCCGCCACCCACCACCAAAAAAACACAUAAGAACAAUUCCAAGCUACUACCGGAAAAUGAACGCUUUAUGAGAGCUUGCUCUGAUAUCGCAAAUGCUCUAAUCCAAGAAUAUGAGGCGCAGAAAGAUCCUAUGGCGCCUAAAAAGGACAUCAAUCUCAACAAGCUUCGCGGCCAGAUCGCGAAGAAGCAUAAUCUAGGAAGUCAGCCUCCUUUAACCGCCAUCAUUGCAGCUGUUCCUGAACACUACAAGAAAUAUAUUCUCCCCAAGCUGAUUGCGAAGCCGAUUCGAACGUCUUCCGGAAUUGCCGUGGUCGCUGUCAUGAGCAAACCCCACCGUUGCCCCCAUAUCGCAUACACUGGUAACAUUUGUGUCUAUUGUCCCGGCGGUCCGGACUCGGAUUUCGAAUACUCUACACAGUCCUACACCGGUUAUGAGCCGACGUCGAUGCGAGCAAUCCGUGCCCGUUACGAUCCCUUCGAGCAAGCCAGAGGACGAGUCGAUCAGAUUAAGUCGCUUGGCCACAGCGUUGAUAAGGUUGAAUAUAUCAUUAUGGGAGGAACCUUUAUGUCUCUGCCGGAAGACUAUCGAGACUCCUUUGUUGCUCAGCUGCACAAUGCGUUAAGUGGCUACCAGACCGACAAUGUUGAUGAAGCUGUGCAAGCUGGGGAGAUGAGCAACAUAAAAUGUGUCGGCAUUACGAUUGAAACUCGUCCGGAUUACUGUUUGGAUACACACUUGAGCAGUAUGCUUCGGUAUGGUUGCACACGACUUGAGAUUGGUGUACAGAGUCUCUACGAAGAUGUCGCGAGGGAUACGAACCGUGGCCACACAGUUGCGGCAGUUGCAGAAACUUUUAAGCUCGCCAAGGAUGCUGGAUUCAAGGUGGUCAGCCAUAUGAUGCCUGACCUGCCCAAUGUCGGCAUGGAGCGCGACUUGUUUCAAUUCGAAGAAUAUUUUGAGAACCCAGCUUUUCGCACAGACGGUCUGAAGAUUUAUCCCACGCUCGUCAUUCGUGGAACCGGACUGUAUGAGCUGUGGAGGACAGGUCGCUACAAGAAUUACACCCCCAACGCGCUUGUCGACCUCGUUGCUCGUAUUCUCGCUCUUAUUCCACCUUGGACGCGUAUAUACCGUGUUCAACGUGACAUCCCAAUGCCCCUGGUCACUUCCGGCGUCGAAAAUGGUAACUUGCGUGAGUUGGCUCUAGCGCGCAUGAAGGACUUUGGUACGACAUGUCGAGACGUGCGAACACGCGAAGUUGGUAUCAAUGAGGUCAAGAACAAGAUUCGCCCCUCUCAAGUUGAGCUUAUCCGCCGUGACUACACGGCCAAUGGUGGCUGGGAAACGUUUCUUGCCUAUGAAGACCCCAAGCAGGAUAUUCUGAUCGGUCUGCUUCGUCUGCGCAAGUGCAGCCCUACACACACAUUCCGCCCUGAAUUUACCGGCCAGCAAACCAGUAUUAUUCGAGAACUGCAUGUGUACGGCUCAGCAGUUCCCGUUCACGGACGUGACCCUCGCAAGUUCCAGCACCGUGGAUUUGGAACACUGCUGAUGGAAGAGGCUGAGCGAAUCGCGCGAGAGGAGCACGGAAGCCAGAAAAUAAGCGUCAUUUCUGGCGUUGGUGUUCGAAGCUACUAUGCUCGCCUUGGAUAUACGCUGGAUGGUCCGUAUAUGUCUAAGAUGCUUGACCCCAUUGAAGAUGAAGUUUGA